AUGUCCAGCCAGCCUCUUCUCCAGACGUCCCAGGGCAAGCGCAUCGCCCUCCCCACCCGAGUCGAGCCCAAGGUCUUCUUCGCCAACGAGCGUACCUUCCUCUCAUGGCUCAACUUCACCGUCGUCCUCGGAGCUCUCUCCCUGGGUAUGCUCAACUUCGGUGACCGACCCGCCUUCAUCUCGGCCUUCUUCUUCACCGGCGUCUCCGUCUUCACCUUGCUCUACGCGCUGGUGACGUACCACUGGCGAGCCAAGUCGAUCCGGCUGCGCGGCCAGGCCGGCUUCGACGACAGGUUCGGUCCUACGAUAUUGGCUAUUAUGCUGCUGUUGGCGGUUGUCGUCAACUUUGUCCUAAGGAUAGUCUAUUCCGCCAAGGACCAUUCUACCCCUCGUUAA
Molecule: messenger RNA, 396 nt
Organism: Scedosporium apiospermum
Lineage: Eukaryota; Fungi; Ascomycota; Sordariomycetes; Microascales; Microascaceae
Exons: 2
Coding region: 1-396 (131 amino acids)
Cellular component (GO): fungal-type vacuole membrane; vacuolar transporter chaperone complex
Source: RefSeq, a predicted model, not a curated record